CACCUGGCAACCCUGUACGCGGUAAACAAUUUUUUGCUAUUCAGUAAAUUUUAUAAAAUCAAUUAAUAACAAUUUCGUUAGCUGCAUUAAGAAGGCGUUUGUAACAAUUUUUAAAUUAACUACAACGGAACACUACAAGCUGUGUUGAGGACGUUGAGGAUGACCAAAUCCAGCGUGCUAAGAGUAAUGCGGACAAAGCCAAGUUAUUUUGAACGUCCACAAUUGCCAAUCCGGUGUUGUGUGCCAAACUGCACAACCGUAGCUCGUUCGGUUAGGCAAUAUUUUACGUUCGUUCCGAAGGAUCCUCCUUUCAGGCGGAACACUACGAAAAGUCAAAAGGAGCUCUACCAAAAACGAUUCUACUAUUGGUUACGCGUUCUAGGCUUGGAAGAAAAGGACUACUCAAAGAAGCUUAAAAUUUGCUCAAGUCACUUUGUAAAAGGGCGCCCGAGCGGGGUCUACGAAUGCGGCCAUGAAGACUGGAUUCCUUCAAAAAAUUUGCCGAAUAAUAUUCGCUGCAGGAUAGUAACGUUGUUGUGUGUCGACACAAAACUUGAACCAAUCAGUCCUGGAGACACUGACAGCGAACGACCCGAAGCAGCUCAAGUUAUGACGCUAGAAAACUCGUUUUGCAGCCUAUGCCUCAAAGAGGAUGACCGCAUACGGCCAUUGUUUCCUUGUGAUAUCGAUUGUGCCUUUCGCAUCCAGCUGAUAAAUUCGCUGACAGGAGUAGCUUUGGAUUGUGAAUCAAAUUUUAACUGUUUUAUUUGCGUCAGCUGUGAUGAAAAUUUGAAAUUGUUCCAAAAUUGGCGGGAUAAUGUGCAGCAAAACAAUCGCUUCCUGAAAGAGCAAGAUCAGGGACGUCCAGUUCCGUUAGUUUCAAUCCCUUUGGAACAAUGCAUGGAAAUUUCUGCCAUGGGCAUUACUGCUCCAACAGGUACUUCCGAUGAUUUUCUUUCAGUUGCAAAGAUCGAACCAGAAGAAGAUGAAAGCAAUCAGAUAUCUCAAACAACUAGUAGCGGAAUUCCAGAGAUGGUUAUUGAAAAUAUACAAGUCAAAGCUGAAUCCACAACCAGCGUGGUCAGUGGUAUUGGUUCGGACGACUUGAGUUCAGCGCACGAACGAACAAAAUCCAUCUCAUAUAUAGCAAAUGACGGCGAAACUAUUUUGAUAGAUCAAACCGAUACCACAAUAACAGAACCGCAAAUGCAUGAAUCUUGUUGCAAAGGCGAACUGAAUAUAAUUGAAGAACCUACAAUUGAAGUUUCUACUGCGUGGAACGAAUCUAACGCAAUACAUUCAAAUUGUGUUAUUAUGUGUUCCGAGCAGGUGACAACCAUCAUCAAGGACACUGAUGAUGAGGAUAGAGUCAAGCAGGAAAUGAUUGAUGCGAUAAUGUUGCGCAUGAGAGAAGAGAUGUGCGCAUCCAAAAAAUCUAGAAAAAGAUCGAAAAAGCUAUAUCGCAACUGUGAACCAGCAAAGCAGAAAAAGAAGUCAAAAUUAAGAUGUCAUAUUGCUAAUGAAGACUGAUGGCUUGAUUUUAGUUAAUUGUUUAACUUCGUUGUUAUUUUUU
Messenger RNA from Uranotaenia lowii, 1573 nucleotides. RefSeq lists its product as uncharacterized. Lineage: Eukaryota; Metazoa; Arthropoda; Insecta; Diptera; Culicidae. The transcript is spliced from 2 exons. The record is from RefSeq and is a predicted model, not a curated record. Bases 160 to 1530 code for a protein of 456 amino acids.